UUUCUUUUCUUUUAUGAAGUCUGAAAUCUUAAUUUUCGGAAAUUCUGAUAAAUUGCGGGCGAUAGCGGGGGUGGGCAAAUGGCGGGAGCGACCUCAUCAUGUAUCUUCUGCCAGAUUGCCACCAAACCCACUUCCACUACUCUCCUUCACUCUGAUGACAAGGUGGUCGCGUUUCAAGAUAUCAACCCUUCCGCUUUCAGGCAUUUCUUGGUGAUUCCUGUGGAGCACAUUCCAACUGUCAAUGAUCUCCAGAAGAGAGAUGAAGAUUAUUCUUUGGUUAAUCACAUGUUGAAUGUGGGGAAAACACUACUACACCAAGAUGCACCACAGUCAAAGCAGUACAGAUUUGGCUUUCAUCAGCCUCCAUUUAACAGUGUUAACCAUCUACACCUCCAUUGUUUGGCAUUACCAUUCAUACCCAAAUGGAAACGUGCAAAAUACAUGUCUAUAGGACCCCUUGGGUUUAUUGAAGCUGAGAAGCUGCUGGAGAAAAUAAAGCCUUCAUAAGCAUUCACUCCUUAGGCUCUGAGACUGUCUUCUUUACAAAUUAAGAGCUGUUUGAUUGUUACCUAUGAACCGAGUUUCCAGCUAUCCCAGUGGCUCCUUGGAUAUAUUUCAAUAGAUCUAACUGUUGAAUGUGUUGGGGGAUAAAAAGAAAGAAUUACAACCCAGCUGCCAUCCCAUGGGUCCUUUUGUUUAUUUUACCUUGUUAUGCUUAUGCUGAAGGAAUUUAUUCCCCCUCUUGAUGGAGAUUAGUGAAUGUUUGGAAA
Populus euphratica (Euphrates poplar) is the source of this 770-nucleotide messenger RNA. It is a transcript of the gene HINT4, whose product is annotated as histidine triad nucleotide-binding 4. Lineage: Eukaryota; Viridiplantae; Streptophyta; Magnoliopsida; Malpighiales; Salicaceae. Gene Ontology annotation, molecular function: catalytic activity. The transcript is spliced from 7 exons. The record is from RefSeq and is a predicted model, not a curated record. The coding region runs from base 79 to 507 and encodes 142 amino acids.